AUGUAUAUCACUAUCCCCUUUACGGUUGCGUUGAAACAAAUGCCAACCUACACAAGAUUUCUUAAGAAAAUCUUGAGUGGGAAGCGAGAUUUUGACGUAAAGGAGACGGUGAAUCUCACCGAAAAUUAUAGUGCUAUUAUUCUUAACCAAACGCCACCUAAACUCAAAGACCCGGUGUUCGCCAAGCUUGAAAUUGGUGAUCUUGUCCCAACCAACAUCACCUUGCAACUUGCCGACCGUUCGGUCAAGUACCCUAUUGGCAAGGUUGAGGAUGUUCCCCUAGUUGUUCGCAAGCUUGCUUUCCUUGUGGACUUCGUCGUCUUGGACAUUGAUGAGGAUUCCCAUACCCCCAUUAUCUUGGGAGGCCAUUUUUGGCCACCGCGGGUGCUCUUAUCGAUGUGCAAGGGGACUAAUCACCUUGAAAGAGGGAGACGCCAAGGCUAG
Molecule: messenger RNA, 444 nt
Organism: Spinacia oleracea (spinach)
Lineage: Eukaryota; Viridiplantae; Streptophyta; Magnoliopsida; Caryophyllales; Amaranthaceae
Exons: 2
Coding region: 1-444 (147 amino acids)
Source: RefSeq, a predicted model, not a curated record